AAACUUGAUGGUUCGUUUCUCGCCAUCGAACACCAGAUUCGACGAUACACGUAAUCCCCCAACUUUCUAAUAUUCAAUUCGCUUUAUUAUCAUUCUAUUUUCUUUUGUUCGUAAAAUGGCUAUGGAACGACAGAAGCAACGUUUCCAACUCGAGCAAAUCGCUUAUCCGAGUCGCGAAAUCCGUCGUCGUCGUCGUCGUCGUCGUCGUCGUCGUCGUCGUCAUCGUCGUCACGUACCUACGGUAAAUACGAGUUAACAAAUACACGGGAAUCGAGAGUGAACAAGGCAGGUGCAAAGGCAGGUUGAUGUAGAGCUGAAGAAUCAUGACGAGAGUGCGUCGACAUCGAUUCAUCCCGCUUCUGGUGCACAUCUUGCUUGGUGCUUGUCUUGGUAUUCAGCAAUUCGAAGAAACACCACAAUACACCGAAGUGAAUCCUGGCCAGGAUGCGAAACUGAUUUGUCGCGUGCUCGGAAAGAGGGGUCAGUGUAUUUGGCAGAAGGAUCAAAAGCCAAUUGGAAUGCAUUUGAAAAAGUACGAAUGGGUGGGACGGCCAGACAUCGGCGACUGUUCGCUAUGGGUCAGAUCGGCCACUUUGGAGUUCGAUGACGGGCUGUGGCAGUGUCAGGUGACUGCCAGUGAUUUCACGACGCAAGACGCAUUGGCAUCCGAACCAGCGAGGCUGGUCGUCAGAGUCAGCCCUCAACGACCGCAGAUAGAGUAUGCGAAUCAUCUGAUUCCACCUGGCAGCAACGUGACAGUCCGAGCAGGUGAGAUCGCUACGCUCACUUGCACAGCGCGGUAUGGGAAUCCUUCGCCUCUAAUUAAAUGGUACGUGGGUGAAACGGAAGUAAGGGCACUGAGGCCUCAGGUAAACUCCACGGAGAAGGAUAAUCCUCGCACUUGGGCGACGUACAGCGUCUGUGAGAUAAUGGCAGAGAGGUCGCGUUACGGACAACCGAUCAAAUGCGUGGCUAUUCAUCCGACGUACGACAAUCCCACCAUGUCUUCCAGCACCGAAGUCAGAUUCGACGUGCGAUACGCUCCUGAAACGAGGCUAAUCGGCGUACCGACUGGCCAACUGGAAGAAGGUCGAGAUCAGCUGGAAAUUCGAUGUCUGGCCGACGCAAAUCCCCCAGCUUCGAUCCUCUGGAGGAGAACGAAGAGUCCAGGUGUGACCGAGGUAGCCAGUAUCGGUGAAACUCUAUUAUUCUCGCCGAUCUAUAGGAAUCACGCGGCGGUGUAUAUCUGCGAGGCAGCCAACACCGAGGGUGAAAGCAGCCCCGUUUCUGUUCAAGUGUCCGUCAACUAUCCACCAACGAUCAGCUCGGUCGGACCAGAUCGACUAACUACGGCCCUUCUCUAUUCCGGUGCUUCGUUCGAGUGCAAUGCUGACGCGAUGCCACCGGCUGAAUACAGAUGGGCCCAGGUCUUCACCGAUGGCCGAAUGCCAUUGGAAUGCGGUACAGGGCAGCGAUUGAUCCUGACGAACGUGACGUACGAGCAACAGGGCCAAUACAUAUGUCUCGCCUCGAACAAGAUCAAUGGAAACGUUAGGGAGGUUAAAAGCGACCCUGUAUCUCUGCAGGUGGUCGGCGCUCCAAGGGUGGUGAAACCAACCAUCACCGAGAAGUUAGUGGUAGCAACGACGGAAGGGAGCCCGGCGAAAUUAGAGAUCAGACUAUGUUCCGACCCGAAACCCCGGUUGGUUGCUUGGGAAUGGGGCAGCACCAGACUCCACGCCGGUGAAGUUCUGGAGUCACGUUAUCGAGCGUUGGAUCUGGAACCAUUGGCGGCGGAGGAUUGUUACACGGCAGUUUUGGAAUUAACUAGCACGGUUAAGGAGGAUCAGAGGCUGUACCACGUAAUCGUGGAGAACGAACGAGGAAGCGAUCGUCGGGCACUGAUGCUGAGAGUGGACGAGCCGGGUCAGAUUCCACUUGUUAUCGGUGCUGUUGCCGGGUUUACGGUUCUCUCGGUGCUGAUAAUGGGAUUCGUUUGUUUCCUACGAUCGGAUAGAUGCUGCGUGGCCAGAAAUACGGUACCUGCUCUGCAGCAAGUGCAUUGUACAAAAGCCUCGAACACGAUGAUCGAGGAUCCACGUUUAGCCGUGGACACUAUGGAACGUGGUAGUCAACAAUACGCUUCCGAGAAAAGACCUAAUCACGUUCUGAAACCCGUCCCGUCGCAACAGUAUCAACAAGAGUGUUAUCAACACGUCCCACCGCAUCAGCAGCCCCACUACCAAAGGCAUCAUCAUCACCAUGGCCAACACCAUGGACCACAGUACACGCUUCAGGGGGAGCAGCUGUUUCUCAAACCCGAUCGUUUAGCGACUCUGAAGCCCCACUGCAAGAUCGAGAAGCCACCCCAGUACACGACAUUCAAGCCAAGCUCGAACAACUGAGGAUUUUACUACAUAUUUCUAUUUUAUAUUGAUGUACACGCGCACGUCGUAGGGGAAAGGAGCGAACAAACGGGAGGAAGAUGAAAGACGAAAGAAGGGAGAAGAAUUGAUUAGAAGGAGACUGAACAGCGAUACACGAUCGACACUGGUGAUCGAUCGUAAUUCGUUCUCUUCGAAUUUAAGCGCGAUUCUCGUCCUCCGAUGGAUAUUAUAGCGUACGAACGAAUCUUCGAUCGGUUAAUCAUUUCUUUCGCGCCACAGGUUUCGCGCGAAUCGGUCGGUAUUGUCGUUAAUGAUCAAAAAAGCGCGGCAUUGUCGCUAACUUUUUAAAUGUUAAUCGAUAGAUUUCAUAGUGGAAAUAAUUUUCUUGCCAAAUAAUACUGCCAUUAUGUUCCAAUAAAAAUCUGUACAACGUCUGAACCAAUCAAAAAAACGAGAACUAUAAUAUAAAGCGUAUUUAUAAUGCUUAUGAUAAUGUUGUUAAUAAAGCGGUGAUUUUCAGCAAUUACUGGUUUUAUUAAUAUUAUACAAACGCAGCAUUCGAUACGCAGAAGCCAUCUGCGUUUUAUCAAAAUUUCGAUACGACUCGUUACGAGAACACUUUUUUUUGUACAAUUGUUGCUACUAUUAUUGCAAGACUUUCAAUAAAGGAAUUGUGUGAAAAUCA
Molecule: messenger RNA, 3072 nt
Organism: Osmia bicornis bicornis
Lineage: Eukaryota; Metazoa; Arthropoda; Insecta; Hymenoptera; Megachilidae
Product: hemicentin-1-like
Exons: 14
Coding region: 324-2405 (693 amino acids)
Biological process (GO): cell-cell adhesion
Cellular component (GO): cell-cell junction
Molecular function (GO): cell adhesion molecule binding
Source: RefSeq, a predicted model, not a curated record